This is a messenger RNA of Pecten maximus, 1826 nucleotides long. Its product is annotated as histamine H1 receptor-like. The transcript has 2 exons. Gene Ontology annotation, cellular component: membrane. Gene Ontology annotation, molecular function: G protein-coupled receptor activity. The record is from RefSeq and is a predicted model, not a curated record. The coding region runs from base 559 to 1554 and encodes 331 amino acids. Lineage: Eukaryota; Metazoa; Mollusca; Bivalvia; Pectinida; Pectinidae. Gene Ontology annotation, biological process: G protein-coupled receptor signaling pathway.
AAGUGCGCCGACGUCGCGUAGACACAUUUGUACUGUCCUGAAUAGUUCUGACAGCCUAACCUGGUAUACGUAAGUGUCGAUGUACCAGUUGUUUAUUUUCAUAUUGUGAAAUAGCAAAUAAUCCUCGCCAUGUUGUACUCUAUAUAGGUGUAGACAUUUCAUCAGUAUAGACUUGUACGACUUUUCACUGAAUACGAUCUAUCUUAUUACCUGAUACCAGGUAAGACCUUCCUUGUGAAUUAAAAGGUAAAUUAGGACGUUCGCUCAGGUAAACAGGUGACAGCGUUUCCUAUAUCCAUAGGUAUUACUGUGACCCAUACGCUCGUGUGGUUUUCAGUUGUGUAGUAGGUUAAGACAAAGUCAUUCAGUUGUACGUAGUUACAGCCACCAGGGAUCCCAAACUGGGUCGAACGUUUUAAAAAAAAGCCAUCAACUACAGAUUCAAGCGUUUAUAAAUAUACAAUGUCAAUACGUGUGUUUGAAGUCGUGGACAAACGCAAACGAGACUAGACUCUAUACCAUCACAGCUGACCGGACAUUGGGAAGUUCACGUGUACGAUGGGAGACGAGACAAACGGGUUGUUUGGGUCACGCAUUACGAUAACUAUCGUCGCCAUCUUAACCAACGUUACAGCCCUCGUCGUUGUCUUCACAUCGACGAGCUUGCACACCAAUGGUUUCAUUCGGAAUAUUCUUAGUUUGUGUGUCUCGGACCUCAUCACAGCAACUUUCGUUAUUCCAAUAAGUUUGAUCUACCAUGGAAAUGCAAAUAUUAAUUAUGGGAGCGAGGUUUGCAACGCAUGGUUAAGAUUGGCUUACUGUAAUAGAGCACUAUCAUGCUUCAUCCUCGUCACCAUGUGUAUUUUCUGUCUCGUAAGUAAACUUCACAACAACGGACGCAUUAGAUUACGCGUUUACAAAAUCAUAGAAAUGGUCCUUGUUAUCAGCCCUUGGUUUCUUGUGUUAAUAGCGUACGUGCCAUUAUUUCUCACCGAAAGCAACAAUACAAAUUCCGGAGCCAAUUUUGCAGACCAACUGUGCCUUUUCACAAACACUAAUUAUAAUUUCUCAGUGUCCAUCAUCUUCUUGGUUUUGCCACCAAGUUUACUUUUACUGACAAUCGUAGUGAUGCAUAUCAUGUACAAAGUAAUGCAGCGCAAACAUUCACAAGAUCCCGAUCAAGAAACGGAAGCAGAUGGACGUCUGCGCAUGUUUACAGUUGGAACAUGGCUUGUAAGCUUAAUGACAAUUUGUUGUUGGAUACCAUUCAUAAUUGUGAUGCUACUUCUCCUGUUCUGCCGGACCUCGACAUCGUCAGUUAGCCAAUGCUACCCCUCCUUACACGCCAUAGACACCACCUAUACAAUAUCUCUCGUACCGUCAACACUGACACCAUUUUGUUGGCUAUUUAUAAGUGAAUUCCGUGUCAAGUUGUUAUCAAUAAUGUCCCAUGUUACACAAACAUGUACUUGUGGGCAGUCUGUGGAUUGUACCAAAUGUUCCUGUCAAAAACCGACAACAGAAGAUGACAUUAACGCCCUGACUAUGUACUGACCUCUGUCGAUAUAAAUCUUAACGUCGCCAUAGUGGAAUAUUUACAAACUAUUAAACAAAAGAAAAGUAAACAUGGAAUCAUUCAUGAUGUAUGAAAUUGAAUGAAAUUGAAUUGAAUUGAAAGAAAGUAGUAUUAUGCCAGACCAAGUGAUUCGUACUGUGAUUAAAUAGAAAUGAGAUCCUGGAUAAACUGGGUUUUAUAUAUACUGUCACGUUGUUUUUGUGAUUGUACACAUCUAUUGCUAUUAAAGUCAUUUUCUGUGAAAAAUGAA